Effrenium voratum is the source of this 182-nucleotide messenger RNA. The record is from the annotation of a GenBank genome assembly. Lineage: Eukaryota; Dinophyceae; Suessiales; Symbiodiniaceae.
GUGGGGCGGGUUGCCUCGCGCUCGGAAGCCACUGCGGCGCCUAGUGGAGCGCCUGCUGCAGCGCAAGCCGCAGCGCCGCUUCACCGCCGCGGGCUUCCUGGCAGCCUUGCGCCUUGACGGCCCGGACGGCCCGCGCCCCCGAGGGUUCAACUAUAGGAUCGAGGUGUUGGCCAGGGGCCGAG